Molecule: messenger RNA, 1359 nt
Organism: Anopheles nili
Lineage: Eukaryota; Metazoa; Arthropoda; Insecta; Diptera; Culicidae
Exons: 2
Coding region: 1-1359 (452 amino acids)
Cellular component (GO): nucleus
Molecular function (GO): zinc ion binding
Source: RefSeq, a predicted model, not a curated record
AUGGAGGGUGCAGGUUGUAUGGAUUCGCUGUGUCGAGUUUGCUCCAAUCCCGGUUCACACAGCAUUUUCGCACGCAUACCGGCGUAUUGCCACGAGCACUACCGGGAGUAUGCACGCUGGAAACAGCCCAUAUUUUUACUUAUAGCGGAAGUUACAGGCGUCGAGAUAAAGGAAAACGAUGGCCUGCCCAAGAAGAUAUGCGUUCUGUGCAUAUCCUAUCUCAAGCACGCAUACACCUUUCGCCGGCAGGCGUUGGACAAUAUAGCCGGACUGCUCACCGCCAAGUACCUGUCAGAUCUGCGGCCCGAAAGUAAAAAACCAUUGUUAGAUGAUCACCCUGUAAACCAAGAUCGAAUAAUAUCGACCUGCGACGGGGGCGUGUAUCGAUCGGUGAAUCUCUCCGAAACGGCCAACGACCGGAGCGCGGUGAAAAAACCAACCAAAAAAGCACCCGUCAUGCAUCGGUUCAUAGAAAAACCACCAGACAACAAUGUGGAAGAAGACGUGGACAAUCUGUUCGAUGGUCUGGAUGAGCCAAGCAGCGGAUUGUUCGGGUACCGCGAGAAGGAGUUCGUGGAGGACGACGUGAUGGAUCUGGAUGGAUUGCAGGAGCACGGUGUUACCUUCACGCUGCCCGAGGAUUAUAAGGAAAAGAAAUGUUUCGCCUGCCGCAAGCGAUUUAUGUUCUCUGAGACCUACUCGCAACACCUGACCGAGUGCCUGAUGUACAAACUAACCGAAGCGAUUCGGGCGCUCUACCACAUAAUGUACCUGCGUGAGCAAAGCGCAAUUUCCGCGUUUGAGUUCAUCCGACGAGCCGUGUUUACGGUGCGCAAAAGCUACCACUUGGUGCUCUCGUACGACGGUGAGCUGGAUGGAGAAGACAUUGUCGGUGAUACGGAGGAAAAUACGAAUGAAAUCGACGAGUCGCAGCUGGAUGCGGGAUCUCGCAGUUCGUCAGGAGAGCUCAUUCCGAGACACACAUUCGGAGGUCACGAGCUGGAUUCCCUCAACAAAAACGACCCGUUCGCUACCCCAAAAUCGAAACAUCUUCCGGAGGCGUACGAUUCCGCAGGGGGGAUGAAUAACCGCACCCAACCGCUGGUGAUGGUGGGGAGCGCUUUUACACACCCGGUCACACAGCGUCCAGUGUCCGGCACGAUUGCUACCGCGAUGGCUCUCCAUUCGAAUGUGGACAUUAUAAAAAAUCGUCUCACGAAAACGGGCCCGGAAGAGGUGAACGAGAGCAAUGCGAACGAUCGCUACAAGACGAUCAAAUGCAAGCAGUGCGAGGCUCGGUUCUACACCAUCUCCCAUCUGGACGAGCACACGAUAAAGGUGCACCAGCGGCGGGUGUGA